AUGGCUCGACUCUUGCGCAAAGUGAUGACCCCUUUUUCUGGACCUUUAAUGACAGGCGCUGGUGGGGAACCUAUUGUGCCCAUCGCUCGUUGUACAGCUCGCAUACAGGUCGCAGACGCGUGCUACCCCGUCGAUUUUGUGGUCCUUGCUUCCUGCUGUUAUGACGUGAUUAUUCGUUGGGACUUUUCGAGUGCAAACUCGGCCGUCAUAAACUGCGCGCAGCAUGACAUUUCCUUGUCUCCUUUCCCAACGUAUGAUGUUGACGACACACCCGCUCCUGGCCAGCAACUUUCUCUUUGCACAGACGUUGUUUUACCCGGACGGGCAACGUGCGUCAUCCUCGUACCGUUGAUCCCGUCGUCAUCGCCCGCUGAAGUCAUCAUCACGCCCGAACGUCACAAUCUGGCCAAGAAAGGAGUGGUUGCGCCUCAUUGCCUUUGCUGUGUGGAAGAUGACUCUAUACCUGUCUUCUUGACAAAUUUAUCUUCGGAACCCGUCUUGAUGCCCGCUGGCUUCGUCAUUGCGGCUUGGGAGCCAGUGGCUCUGUCCGCUGCUCUUGCCACUGUGAAUGCAGGUACAGGCGUCCCCGAGAACAAGCCCAUCUCAGCCGCCGAUAUCGCCGCACUUGAAGAAAGGAUCGCUGUCACUCUGCCUAAGGAGUAUAGAAUGAAACUGCUGAACAUUCUUGUCCGUUACGCUUCCCUUUUUGAUUUGGACGACUCUCCUCUUGGUUCAGCCGCGCACGUGAAGCAUCGCAUAGACACUGGAACAACCCCGCCGCUGAGACAACGACCGUUCCGUGUUUCUGCAGCGGAACGGGAAGUCAUUGAGAAAGAGGUACAGAACAUGCUCUCUCGGAAGAUUAUCCGGCCCUCCAACAGUCCCUGGGCGUCUCCGGUUGUUCUGGUUAGGAAGAAAGACGGCAGUGUCAGGUUUUGCGUCGACUACCGAAGACUGAACAAGGUAACAAGGCGGGAUGUGUACCCUAUGCCCCGCAUCGAUGACGCCCUGGACUGCCUUCAUGGGGCAAGCUACUUCUCUUCACUCGAUCUCCGGUCCGGGUAUUGGCAAAUCCCCAUGUCUGACAACAACAUUGAGAAAACCGCAUUUGCUACGCAGGACGGCCUCUAUGAGUUUCUCGUGAUGCCCUUCGGCUUGUGCAACGCGCCCGCUACUUUUGAAAGAAUGAUGGACACUGUUUUGCGGGGACUACGAUGGCACAUAUGUCUAUGUUACCUUGACGAUAUUAUCAUAUAUGCUCCCACCCCCGAAGACCACCUCUCGCGCCUUUCCACAGUGCUCGACUACAUUGCAACCGCCGGUCUCCAGCUGAAUCGAAAAAAAAUGUUCUUUUGGCUUUCGAAAGAUAAAAGUCCUCGGCCACCAAGUUUCACGGGAAGGCAUAUCUGCGGACCCAGACAAAGUCCGCGCGGUUUCGGACUUUCCAGUUCCAAAGGACAUCAAAGAACUCCGAAGCUUCUUUGGCCUUUGUUCUUACUUCCGCCGUUUCAUUCCGAAGUUCUGCGACCUUGCUGCACCACUUACGUUGCUUCUGCGCGGUGA
This is a messenger RNA of Ornithodoros turicata, 1563 nucleotides long. RefSeq lists its product as uncharacterized. Lineage: Eukaryota; Metazoa; Arthropoda; Arachnida; Ixodida; Argasidae. The coding region runs from base 1 to 1563 and encodes 520 amino acids. The record is from RefSeq and is a predicted model, not a curated record. The transcript has a single exon.